This is a messenger RNA of Spizellomyces punctatus DAOM BR117, 1119 nucleotides long. RefSeq lists its product as uncharacterized. The transcript is spliced from 6 exons. Gene Ontology annotation, biological process: protein transport. The record is from RefSeq and is a predicted model, not a curated record. Bases 77 to 967 code for a protein of 296 amino acids. Gene Ontology annotation, cellular component: trans-Golgi network membrane; recycling endosome membrane. Lineage: Eukaryota; Fungi; Chytridiomycota; Chytridiomycetes; Spizellomycetales; Spizellomycetaceae.
CUCGCGCAUGUCAACCAAACCAUCUCACAUUCGCAUUUACAACCUGGCUCUGUGGCGAUAGGCAUUCUCUCACGUCAUGUCCACUGCAAGUCCGUUUACCCUUACCGACGAUGACGUCGGAAACCCCUUUGCAGAUACUCCAACUUCUCAGCCGUACCAGACUCCAUCCUAUAUUCCGAGCAGCACGACCACCUAUCCAACGUCUACAAAUGCCGAAAACUUAACGGCCAGGGAAGAAGAGCUUCGCAGAAGGGAAGCUGAACUCAACGAGCGCGAGGCGACACUACGACGAGAACAGGAACAAAUGCGGCAGGCUGGGUUCCACCCGCCAAACUGGCCGAAAUUCUAUCCACUCUUCUAUCAUGAUAUUGAUGUGGAGAUCCCUGAGGCUAAUCGAAAAACGGUUUUGCAAAUCUAUCGCUUAUGGUUAGCCACUAUGGUGUUACUGAUUUGGAAUAUGAUUUCGUGCUUGAUGCUACUUGUUUCACAUCCACGGAAUAUGAACAAUGUGGCUAGUGACUUUGGGGUCAGUCUCGUGUAUGUUUUCGUCAUCGGAGGUGCGUCGUUGUACCUAUGGUAUCGACCCAUAUAUAUUGCUUUUCAAAGGAAUACGGCAUUAUACUUCUAUAUCUUCCUGUUGUUCAACGGAUUACAUGUUGCAUUUGCCUUUUACAUGGCGGUGGGAAUUCCGGGGUCUGGUAGCGGGGGAUUCAUCAACCUAUUAGGGGUGCUUACGGACGGAAAAAUUGUUGCUACAGUCUUUUGCGUUGUUGCCUUUGCUGGAUGGAUAUUGGAUGGACUGUAUUCACUGUGGAUGUGGAAAGCCGUGCAUGGUUAUAACAGGUCCGCCGGGCAUACAUUGGAAAGUGCGAGAAACGAGGCUGUAACUUAUGGGGUGCGAUCAGGCGCAGCACAGACUGCGGCAAGUGCAUACGUCCGUUCUGAAUCUGGUAAUUUCACUGUGUAAAGAGUAGGAUAUAUAGGUACAGCAUAGUGUAGGAGCAUAGUAUAGGAAGACAAAUCAAUGUAGAGUGUGUUUUUGGCGUAAAUAGGUCAACCGGAUGGCAGUACCAAAGGGCUUUUUUUUUCAAUUUGGAAUCAUUUUCAAUAAAUAGUAAG